This is a messenger RNA of Malurus melanocephalus (red-backed fairy wren), 1298 nucleotides long. RefSeq names its product endonuclease domain-containing 1 protein-like. The coding region runs from base 146 to 967 and encodes 273 amino acids. The transcript has 3 exons. The record is from RefSeq and is a predicted model, not a curated record. Gene Ontology annotation, molecular function: hydrolase activity; nucleic acid binding; metal ion binding. NCBI's taxonomy places the organism in Eukaryota, Metazoa, Chordata, Aves, Passeriformes, Maluridae.
UUAUGAAUGGGUAUAUAUUGCGGUGGCACUCCUGAGGAUUCAAACAAUCCUUUCUUCAGGGAGAAGAGGGAAGGAACAGCUCAGCUGCCUGAUCUGACACUCUGCUUCAAGGGAGCAAAAGCCAUUCACCUGAAAUCCUCCCACGAUGCUGUGGCUGCUGCUGCUGCAGGUGUUGGCGAGCUGCCUCUGGCUGGGACACAGCGAGGUGGUGACAUCCUUUGAAAGCUGUCCCCAGUUCUUCUAUGAGGAGACUACCCCAAAUGAUGCCCUGAAGCCAAACAACCCAGCCAGAAUCUGUCAACGCUACAACAACAAGUAUCAUUUUGCCACGCUGUACGACAGAGAUUCCCGUAUUCCCAUUUACUCUGCUUACAUCUACCAGCCUGGAAAUUCCUCAAAACCUCAAGCAUGGCUGAUUGAGCCCCAGCUGAUUGGCUCAACUUAUUCCGGRGAUAUGGAAAAAGAGAAGGAUUUUGUAAAGAAGUACCCUCAGCUCAUUGAGGAACUCGAGCAGAGCCAGGCUGUCCUUGAAGACUACAAGAAAAUGGCUAAAUAUACCCGUGGCCAUUUGAACCCCAGCAGCCACCACAACACCUAUGGCACCAAGUUGCCGACCUUCACCCUCACCAACAUUGUGCCUCAGAAUCCAAAAUUCAACAACGGCCCCUGGAAUGAAUACGAGGGGCAAAUGAUGAAAGACGAGAGCGAGGGAUGUACAACCACCUACGUUAUCACGGGUGCUGUGCCGGGGAAACCCCACACCCCUGGGGAAAGGGUUAACAUACCCAGCCAYAUCUGGUCGGCUGCCUGCUGCCCAGCUGAGAGUAAGGCUUGGGGAGUCAUUGCUGAGAACAACAGUGAGAGCCAGGUCACGAUCCUCACUCUGAAGGAGGUGGAGGACACAUUGACCAACCUCUAUGGGAAGGGAAAGGUUUCUCUGUUCCACAGUGCCUGUCCUCGCCAAUAAGCCUGACAUGCUGGCUGGAAUAGACUCAGAAGCUUUUGCCACAUAUCACAGAAUCACAGAAGGGGUUGGGUUUGAUGGGACCUUAAAAAUUAUCUUGCCCUGACCCCAUGCCUGGGGGAGAUAAAUCUCCCACUAUCCCAGGUUGCACCAUGCCCUGUCCAGCCUGGUCUUGAACAUCUCCAGUGAUGGGGCAGCCAAAACAUGUCUGAUAGCUUUUGCCUGUAGUGCAGCAUGCCCACAGUAAUUAACUUCUUUAUAAUAUCUAUCCCCAUCAUUCAUCAGUGUGAAACCAUUACCUCUUGUCCUGUCACUUACCAUAGUCCAAAGUUUC